Molecule: messenger RNA, 2112 nt
Organism: Pelagomonas calceolata
Lineage: Eukaryota; Pelagophyceae; Pelagomonadales; Pelagomonadaceae
Source: the annotation of a GenBank genome assembly
GUCCUCCUUAGCGCUGCACAAAACAGCCCAUUUGCACACCCCAGCGUCCGCAGCUCCACAGUCGUGCUCCAAAUCACCGCUCGAGACGCUGGGUGCAGCACGAAAGCGCGCGGACGAACUGCUUUCAUAGAUCCACAUAUCGCCUCCUGGCAGCCACGCGCACGAAUGCGCGACGGCGGACGCCGGCCAUCGCCGCAGCGCCGGAGAGCCCGCUUCGAGCCGCCGAGCGCAUCGCACACGACGAAACGCGACGAAACCGCGAUGUAACACGCAGGUCUCGAAAAAACCACCGCGCCACCCUUGACAAAAACUAGGCCAAGAUGCGUUCGUUCGUCACCGCAAUGGGCCUCGCCUUCUACAGGGGCGAGUGCCUGUUCAUCCCCAAGGAGGGCACGAGGCGGCUCGCUCCGUUGAAAGCGGCGACUUUAGAUCCAAUCACGUCCCUCCAGCCGAAGGACCACCUCCAGGCCUUCGCGGAUACGUGUGAUGACGCCAUCGCGGACAAGCGCCGCAUCGACGAGGCCGUGGCGCUGUUCGACUACACCGCGACGUUACGCUACGACAACUCCAAGCCUGCGGACUACGCGGGCCAAGGUGCUGUUAAAAGAGGUCUCGGUCGCUUGCUCCACACGGAGGAGGCUGAAUCGUGGAGGUGGGCCCACGUCGUGAACGACGACGACGGCGCGCGAGCGCGGCUGACCGCGACGCGUGCCGACGGCAAGGGCGACGCGCACCUAGAUCUCGAAGCGACGUUGUUGGACGACGGCGCCAUCUCUUCACUGAACGUCGUACCCGUAGACCAGGCCUCGAAGAAGUGGCUCGAUCUGGUUAUAGAGGGCAAAGAACCAGGCUUAGACGGAGGCCCGAAGUGGGAAACUUUUGAUGGGCGCGUAAGGCAGCAGAUCUGGCAGCGCACGGGCUUGUUCGACGAAGGCAACACCUUCAUCAAAGAUAAAUUAGAACUCACGACGGGUCGCAUCAUAUGUAUUGUCGACAAGACUGUGUGGGGGCUCUACGAAGGUCAGAUGAGGACGUGGGCUCAAUCAGUAGAUCUGGAGCUCGAACCGAUCAUCGCCCCGGGCAACGAGGACGAGAAGUCCAUGGAGAACAUGCUGUUUUUGCUCGACGAAUUAAAGCGCGUAGACCCUCUGAGAAGAGCAGAACCGGCGUUGGCCAUCGGCGGCGGCGUCCUCACGGACACGGCGGGCUUCGCCUGCGCUCUCUGGCGACGGGGCGUCCCCUGGGCGCGUUUACCGACAACGCUGCUGGGCAUGGUCGACGCAUCAGUAGGUAUCAAGGUCGCGGUGAACUAUCAUCGGAAGAACGGCGUCGGGCACUUCUAUUCCCCGAUCCACACCUUCGUCGAUGCGGCGUUCUUGCCUACUUUGGAGCGGGCCGACGUUAUUUCGGCUUGUGGCGAAAUCAUGAAAGCUGCCUUGGUUCAUGACGCUUCUCUGUUUGAUCUGAUGGAAACGCACGGUCGCCGAUUAGUAGAGAGGAACUUCGUGGACGACGAGAUUGCGGAUGAGAUCAUUAAGAGAAGUGUAGAUACGAUGCUCGAGUGCAUCGGGCCGGAUUUGUGGGAAGAAUCGCUACUGAGACCGAUGGACUUUGGGCAUUCGUUUUCUCGUACGCUGGAGACGGACGAGCGCUUCAAGCUGCGCCAUGGCGAGGCCGUGGCCAUUGAUUGCGUCAUGAACUCGAUGAUCGCGAACGUCCAGGGACACUUGUCCGACGCCGAUGCGCAGAGAGUGCUAGAUGUAUACGCGAAAAUUGGCCUACCCUGCUCGAUCGAAGGCAUCACGGCCGAAACGUAUAAGAGGGCCGCGCGCGACAUUACGGUGCAUCGCGAUGGCAUCCUGAGAGCGCCCUUACCCGGAGGCAUCGGUCACUGCGUUUAUACGGACUCGAUGCCGGACGGAGACAUCGAAAGGGCCUUUGCUAAAUUAGAGGCGUUCAUCGACACGCACCCGGAGACGAAGUGGAACCUGGGCUGGUCCUUCGCGGCGCAAUCGUAGGCUAUCUCCGUCGGCGACGCGCGAAAUUAACCCCCGGCGCGGCCGGCCACAUCGUCCCCUCAUGUUUGCACAGUUCGGUCUAAGUAUUGCCGAU